Desarmillaria tabescens is the source of this 927-nucleotide messenger RNA. Its product is annotated as Tim17/Tim22/Tim23/Pmp24 family-domain-containing protein. Gene Ontology annotation, cellular component: TIM22 mitochondrial import inner membrane insertion complex. The record is from RefSeq and is a predicted model, not a curated record. Lineage: Eukaryota; Fungi; Basidiomycota; Agaricomycetes; Agaricales; Physalacriaceae. Gene Ontology annotation, molecular function: transmembrane protein transporter activity. Bases 242 to 808 code for a protein of 188 amino acids. Gene Ontology annotation, biological process: protein insertion into mitochondrial inner membrane. The transcript is spliced from 4 exons.
CAUUUUCACCACCUUAUGCCUCGGUGUUUGCCUAGCAGCCACAGCCUUUAUCUUUGGAAUCAACAAAGACGAAAAUCUAAUAUUUCGUACAUAACGCACUUGUUGUUUCCGAGAAAGUAUCCUUUAUUUAAUAUCGCACUAAGAAAGGUGCCGAGGCGCGUCGGAAGCCGGCUUGAUCAACACCGACAAACAAGCUGCAACUUUCCUUCGACUUUGAAUUUUUGCUCCGGCAAUCCAUACCAUGAAUGGGGGUCAACGCAGGGAUCCCGCCUUGGUGCCCAUCUAUGCCCCAGGAAAGGAACCCCUACCUGCCGGCGUCUCGGAGGAGGAACGACCCCAGUAUGAGCAGAUGAUGAGGUACCAAUCCUACAUGUCCAUGGCCAUGGAGUCCUGCGCGACCAAGGCCGCCUUUGCUGGUGUCGGCGGUCUCGGUAUCGGUGCCUUCUUCUCUCUCAUGUCGGCUUCGUUCGCGUACGAGGACCCAUUUCUCCGUCAGCAAACCCAAGCGGGGAUGAACACGACUCAAAAGGCCAGCCAGAUAUUCAAAGACAUGGGAAAGGGUAUGUGGACCACCGGGAAGGGUUUCGGAAAGGUCGGAAUGCUGUUUGCAGGUGUCGAGUGCGUCAUAGAAUCCUACCGUGCCAAAAACGAUAUAUACAAUUCGAUAUCCACUGGAAUGCUUGUCGGCGGUUUUCUUGCACGAAAUUCAGGACCCAAGGCUGCUUUUGGUGGCGGAGUGGCCUUUGCCGCCUUCUCUGCUGCGAUAGACGUUUUCUUCUUGAGACGAGAAACACCAGACGAGGAUUGAGGUCAUCUUUGAUAGAUUAAUUUAUUUCAUUGCGCACUACCUACUCAAUAAUUGUAUCAAAUACCACUACUGCUAUCGAAGAUAAUUAGUUCAAAGCCUAAGGUAUAACAUGAACCAUA